Vigna unguiculata (cowpea) is the source of this 1776-nucleotide messenger RNA. RefSeq names its product Flavin-binding monooxygenase family protein. NCBI's taxonomy places the organism in Eukaryota, Viridiplantae, Streptophyta, Magnoliopsida, Fabales, Fabaceae. The record is from RefSeq and is a predicted model, not a curated record. Gene Ontology annotation, molecular function: N,N-dimethylaniline monooxygenase activity; flavin adenine dinucleotide binding; NADP binding.
ACACUUUUCCCCACAUUGCUUUUGAAUCCUCACAUAUUCAAUUCUAUUCCAUUCCUUCAACCUCUCUCUCACCUUUCUGCCACACUUCAUUCAUUUUACCAUGGUUUCUGAGACAGUGCAAAGCCAAUCCAAGAACGUGUGUGUGAUUGGAGCAGGACCAUCGGGGCUGGUGGCAGCCAGAGAGUUGAGAAAAGAGGGUCACAAGGUGGUUGUGUUGGAGCAGAAUCAUGAUGUUGGAGGACAGUGGCUUUAUGAGCCUAAUGUGGAAGAAGAGGACCCUUUAGGGAGAAAGCCUUUUCUAAAGGUGCAUAGCAGUAUCUAUGAAUCCUUGAGACUUACUUCUCCACGUGAGAUCAUGGGGUUCUCUGAUUUUCCAUUUUUGGUCAAGAAGGGUAGAGACAUGAGAAGGUUCCCUAGCCACACAGAGCUUCUUCUCUACUUAAGGGACUUCUGUCACUACUUUUCCUUGAGAGACCUCAUAAGGUUCAACACCAGGGUGGAUCAUGUGGGAAUGUUGGAUUAUGGUGUCUGUGGUGGUGAUUUGAAAUGGAUUGUUAGAAGCAUGGAUAUCAACACUGAGAAGGUGGUGGAAGAGGUGUUUGAUGCAGUUGUUGUGGCCACAGGUCAUUACUCUCAACCAAGAUUGCCCUCAAUUCAAGGAAUGGAUACAUGGAAAAGGAAACAGAUGCAUAGUCACAUAUACAGGACUCCAGAACCAUUCAAUAAUGAGAUUGUGGUUGUGGUUGGAAAUUCCUUGAGUGGACAAGACAUAUCAAUAGAGCUUGUGGAAGUAGCAAAGGAAGUCCACAUGAGUUCCAGAUCUCUUAACAUCUCUGAAGGUUUAUCUAAAGUCAUAUGCAAACAUGCAAAUUUCCAUCUUCAUCCUCAGAUAGAGAACCUUCAAGAAGAUGGACGGGUGAUCUUUGUGGAUGGUUCUUCCAUUCUUGCAGACUCUAUUUUGUACUGCACAGGGUACUCCUAUGCAUUUCCCUUUCUUGACACCAAAGGAAUGGUGGUUGUGGAUGAUGACAGAGUGGGGCCAUUGUAUGAGCACACUUUUCCCCCAUCACUUGCUCCAUCCCUUUCUUUUAUAGGCAUCCCUAGAAAGAUCAUAGGAUUCCCUUUCUUUGAGUCUCAAGCAAUAUGGAUAGCUCAACUGCUUUCGGGGAAAAAAGUGUUGCCAUCAUGGGAGGAUAUGAUGAAAUCCAUCAAAGAGUUUUACCAUUCAAGAGAAGCUGCAGGCAUUCCCAAACACUGUACUCAUGAAAUUGCAAACUUUGAGUACUGUGACAAAUAUGGGGACAAUGUGGGGUUCCCACAUACAGAAGAAUGGAGGAAAGAACUAUGUAUAUCAGCCAUAAUUAAUGCUGAUGUGAACUUGGAGACUUACAGAGAUUUGUGGAAUGAUCAUGACCUACUCCAGCAGGCCCUUCAAAGUCCUCACUUCACUCAACUUGGACUUCAAGAUUCUCCACUGUAAAGCCAAUAAAUUAAAUAUAAAAAAAAAAUAUCAAUCAAAGAAAAUUUUGCAUGAUUAGCCCUAAAUAAUUUGUUUGUGUAUUUUUUUUUUCUGUUUUUCAAACAUUGGAAAAGACAAACGAGAUUGGGUUUGAUAUAGAGAAGAAGAAUGAUUGUGAAGCUCAAAUUUUGUUUCUAUCUUUGUUGCAAUUUAUUUGUUUUGUGAUUAGGUUCAGGGGAACUCUACAUAACAGAGUUGCGUAAGUGGAGAAUUUCUUGAACAAUUGGAGAAGGAAAACAAUUGUAUACAAUCAACAA